GCGAAGACCACCGCAAUGACGAGCGUGCAUCCAGCGCUGCGUGUGUCCAGCUUACAGGCGCUUCCGCUCAAGCUAAGACUCGACGCUCAAGCUGCUUGUCGAGUCAACGGGUCCUCGACAAAAGCGACGCUUGUCCUGCGCGCCUUCGACCCACCGCAUCCGACGCUGACGGUAACGCAACAAGCUGGAUACUUCCCUCUCGUGUACCAUCUCCUCGAUCCAAAGCUUGUCCCGGUUUUCGCUGGCGACGACUUCCCCGAUGCGAUCGAUAACACGACCCUGACUACGAUUUCCACCGCCACUAUUGCAAUGAACGUCUUCUUCAGGAUCGCUGCACCCAUUUUCCCUGUGGGGCCCGACCUGUGGCCGCGUUUGUGGCCGUGGUUCGCGUUCGUCUACCGUUGGUGGGGGCAGCUGCACGGCAUACUUGGCUUCCCCGAAAAGCCCGUGCUUUUCCGCAACUUCGUCAUCACGCUGGGGCGCCUGAGCGCGAAUGCGGGCGGCAAUCCCCACAAGUUUCUGCUCCAGUCGCCUGGACUUCGCUCUAUUCUGGUCAAUAUUUGGAAAGAGCAUGUCCCGACGGAAGACGUCCCACAGCGCCUUCGAAUGGUGCUAAUCGAUUUCACCAACUUCAUUAUGCCCCUUGUCCCCUCUCAGAAGGCGAAUAUGGAGGAAUUGGUCGCUGGCGCUGGAUCCAUGGAGGAUAUGGCCUCCCUCAUCGUGAUUCAUCUGCAGAGACUGCUGGACGACGCCAAACUCUCCGACCUCGAGGACGGUGCAUUCGUUCAUCUCAUACGCACGAUAGUCGGACUUAUUCUACAUGGUGACUUCAGCACCCUCAAGGGCGUCGGCAAGUUAUUCGAAACGGAUUGGUUCCUCCUCCCACUCGGUGAUCUUAUCGAUGCCUUGCUGGACAACACCGACUUUCUUCCCACUCUUCUUCGCUGUAUCUCAUCGCUCUCCUCCACCGCCGCAGCCGAUACUGGGCGCACCUUGGAGGAAUGCUGGAUGGUCAUUGAGCGCAUUAUCCUGUGUCGACAGGGCGAUGUGUACCCCAUGCAUGUCAUUCGCGCGGGUGUCCUUGUUGCCGUUAUUCACUCAGCUCGUAACAAUUACCCAGGGAAGGAUCUCGUUACCCCCAGUCUCCGCAGGGUUCUUGUCGAAAGCUUGGACCUCAGUUGUCUAUACCGAUACAACGCCAGCAUGCUCUCCACCGUGCUAAAGCUUCCUGAAAUCCAAAAGGACUCUCGACACCCCGCAUUCGUUAAAUCGGAAACCUACCCGCACUGGCUCGCGCUCCUCCACGCUGUUGAGGAGCGGAAACGCCCGUUGGAUCUCACCUACGCGCGACUGUGGGGCAUCUGCGCGAGACAUAAGACAUGCGAUAACUCAGCAUGCCAGCGUAUGACACUCCGCCGAGAACUCAAGAAAUGUGCUUGUGAGGGCGUCUUGUAUUGCUCAAAAUCUUGCCAAAAGGCCGAUUGGAAACGGGGGCACCGCGAAGUCUGCUCUGCAUACGCAUUCCUGACCCUGUCGGAUCGUACAGAUCGAUUCCUCGUCUACUUCGAUCGCAAAUACAUCCGCCAUCUGCUGGACGACGAAUACUACCGCAACUUUGACUCCAUCCUUGCAAAACAGGUGGUUUUCCUCGCUUCGAGAUACGCGAAAGUACGGGAGUCGGGGGGCGAUCCAGACUAUACUAUACUCCCCGUUACUGUUUUUAAUCACGCCUUUGGGCCCGCGCGGAUCGAAGUCAGGAGUAUUGAAGAGACUGCGGAAACUGUUGCGCGCUGCGAAAAACACCUCGACGCGCAGCGUGAAUGGCGCGAUGUCGUCCGACGAGCUCAGGCUAGCGAGGGAAGGAUGGCACUGCAUAUCGUCGACGCGCUGCACUUCCAUGGCGAGCGGAUCAUUGUGGUCCCACUAUGGGCCGCCUCUGGCUUGGUCUGGGACACAGUGAAAAACGUUGCGAGGCAGAUAUCAGCGGAAUGGAAAGAAAAUGGUUGGACUCGGAGCGCGGAGUCGGAGAAGCGUGUGGUGGAGGACCCGCGGUUUAAUAGCGUCCGGCUGGCCCGGCUGCAAGUAGAGACGGAGUGCUGCGGUAUUGAGCAGGUGUCGAUGUAUCGGUUAGAUGCUGCAGGCCAUUGA
This is a messenger RNA of Mycena indigotica, 2148 nucleotides long. Its product is annotated as MYND-type domain-containing protein. The record is from RefSeq and is a predicted model, not a curated record. NCBI's taxonomy places the organism in Eukaryota, Fungi, Basidiomycota, Agaricomycetes, Agaricales, Mycenaceae. The transcript is spliced from 4 exons. The coding region runs from base 16 to 2148 and encodes 710 amino acids.